AGGACCAAAAUUCGGGAAAGAAAAUAUAUAUAUUACCCAUGUUGUUGACUCGUUAUUUGUGUGUGUCGCGAUUUAGAAAGCCAUACUGAACACGCCGUUAGUUCCCUACAAAGCGAACAAACCCGUUAGUUGCUAUUACCCUACCCUAAUACUUGUGUACCGGCUAGCUCGAGCGCCACCCGGUGCGUAUUCAAGGAGUAUCCCUCGUCCCGACGCGGCCCAUGUGGGACCGCUGACAUCCCAGCGGCUCGAUGGGCGGAGAAAAAAACGACCAUGGAGCUGAGCGACCAGGACCACAGAGUAGAAGGAGCUCAGUGUUUGCGCUCCCGACACGGGGCGCGGACUGGGCUGCGACAAGGCGCUUGUCCAUUGGGAAGAUAAUUACGUCACCAAAGUUGGGGGUGUCUUUGACGAAUAGCCCAGCAGGCGCAGCAUCUUCAGGGUCGUCGAAGAAGAUUAUACAGAAGAAGAAAGGAGACCCUAUCUUCGGCGAUUUCCCCCGGCGACCUGCGCUUCUUGUCCCACCUAGUGCCACGACGACCCGUGGCACGGCGCCUGGACCGGCCGCAGCUCCCAGAGCUCUCUCGCCGUCAUCUGUACUAGCGAGUGGAUGUUCACGAAGUAAAAUCAGCGUUGAGCUGGUGCUACCGCCGGAUGGACUGCUUCGUGCCGCCGCGACGAACGCCGCCCACCAUCGGGCCAAGGUGGAUCGGGUGCUUGCGGAAGGCGAAGCACUAGAGGGGGAACACCCGCCUGUUGCUCCGUUGCACUUGAUUUCUGAAGGCGAGGAGGAUGAGGAAGAGGGCCAACAUGAUGAAGGCAAAAAUGGAACAAGCAUCAACUCCGCUGUGGACAAACUGUUCGAGACUUUGAACAAGAAAACGGAGGUGCGCGCGGAACGAAGACGUCAAAUAAGUCAGGCGCGGAGAGUGAGUCUGGUUGUCGAUGACGGAGAGAUUCGCGAAAAGUCUUUGGAAGCGACAGAGGUGGAGAAGCAGAAAAAAAUCGAGGAACGGACAGGCAUCAGCUACGAGUAUGUCACGGGUCUGGUCGACAAACUCUACCGCGCGAAGGAGCUUCGCGAGGAAUCCGAGGCCGAACAACGCAGACAUCGAGAAGCACGCGUCGGCCACGAAAUCGGACUUCCGGGCAGCAGGAGAUCAUCCACUUCGCCGUCUGGUGGUGGCAGCUCCCUUUCUCGCCCGCCUCCGGAAUUGCGGAGAAGUCCGUCGGAAAGUACUAGUCGCAGACGAGCAGCAUCAUCUUCCAAGACGAUCAUACCUACUAGCACGACCUCUUCACCGGGAGCCAAAGCAGAGGACACCUUUGCGUUUGUCAGGUCCCUGUCGGGAAGAGAGGAGGUGGCGAAUAAGGAUGAAACCGAAGGUCGUCGUGAGGUACUAAACGACCACUACCCAUCAGCUGCGGUAGAGGCCACUACCGCAGCUGACGACAGGAUCAUAGGCACUACGACGGCCGAGUCCUCUGCCCCAAGUAGCGUCCAAAAGACUUCUUACCAAAGCAGGGGAGCUUCUACCUCCUACACAGAACAGAGACACGACGCCAUUAGAAGACACGUAGAGGAGAACAUGAAUACCAGAGAACUCUAUGCGGCUGCGUCUAAGGUCAUUCAUGAGAACGAGGGCGCGCACAAGGAGGAUCGCCGGCGCAACGAGGAGGAUUUUGCGAGGCUGCUGGAAAAGAACCCCCGACCUUCUGCGCCGCCCCCCAGCAACACACCGGCACAGCGCGACAAUGGACGCGGCCGACGUUUGUCGCAUAAGAUACGGAAAUCCGCAAUAACAGCCGGCGACGACGAAAAAAAUAAGAAGAGCAGGGCCAGUUUCCGCCUCAGCAACAAAAGUGACAAACAUCCAGUAGUUCAUGUGAGUGCCACAGGGGUGGACAGUAGGCAGGGGCGUUUCGCGGAAGGCGAACGUGCGGUUUCUGAGGUUGAACAACCGGAGCAGGUUGUAGAAGGCGGGGCAAAGAACUUAGGCGACGCACAGCCACGACGACCCCCGGAUCAUCCGAAUGACACUAAAAACAACAGAACUCGGUCGACGUACGCAGACAAUAAAGAGGUCGAAAUAAAAUCAGCCCAACGAGUCACGAAGAACCCGGAUCAAUAUGGCACCGACGAGCACGAAGACUUCCUUGCCAACGCUGCCAUGCGUGUUGCGAAUAACCUGUACGCUGCCGGAGCAGCACCAGCCGGCGCUAUACCUGAGGGCGAAGCGGUGGCUUAUGGUGCUACUGCACACCAUUUCACCUCGCGCGCCCUGGACUUCAACAAGAUGUUCCGACAGCAACAGAAGCCCGUGGCGACAAUCUUCGACCCGGGGUACGGAGCCGUGAAAGGUACCAUGAUGGGAAACGGAGCCGUGUACGGCGGAACGCAGUUGGCGCCACCCAUCAGAGGUCAAUCGAUCCACCUCGGUGCGGACGGAAAGAUACAGAGUGUCGGCCCGGCCGCCACGACGUCCAUGCAUUCACACACGGUCACCCCCGAUGGCAAGGCGUACAAUUUUCGCGCGGAGUACGACUUCGCGCCGACGACAAGCACGAACGGCCGCGCGACCUCCUUCCAGACGAUUUCGUCCGAUCAGGUAGUUCAUCGAGGCAGUAUGGUGAUGUCCUCGCAGUAUGAGCGCGACUCUGCCGGUCUUGCGAAUACCACGUUUGGGGGCGGGUACAUACAAUCCCGGACAUCGGCGUCAAUUGCCCCUCCGGGUACGUACGGUGCGGGGGGCGGGAUGUACAACGCAACUCGAUCCCAAGCACGCCCAGCAUCGGGGGUAGUUGUUCCAGCAAUUCCAAACUUUUCCGCAGCAGCUGCAUCUUCGCAGGCCCGCCUUCAUUCUUCGCGCUCGCAGACUCCAGAUUUCUCCCAACUGUCGUCCUCGCGCAGCACGCAAAACACGCCGGCUUCUACUUCGACCCGAGGUCGUCGUACGACAAUGCAAUUGCCAUCGAUGCAAACGACGUAUCCGAACAUACCCGACCUGGCGUCGAAGUCGCUGUAUUCGGCUGUAGCUCGGGGAACGACGGGCGCCAGCACCCGCGGAGACGGCGCUUCGCGGCUUACGACGCAACACAUAAUUCAGACAACGCCGCUCUCAACGUCUUCCGCCGGCUCGUCUACUUCACGAAGUAGUCGCCGGGGUCGUUCUCACCGACGGAGACUACACCGACUCAGCGACCGCGGGAUCGCUGACGAGGAUCUCAGUAGCGAUGACUCCUCGAGAUCGUCCCAAAUAACCGCCUCAAGCAGGAGCACCAGCCGCCCGCGCAGUCAUCGGAGUGGCCGUGCUUCGUCUCGUUCUCCGCGUCUGCCUAGCUACCGACACACUGGUACCGUGCGGACCGGGCCGAAUGAAGUAGAGACACGUGGCGAGUAUGUGGACGACGACGGAACGCCCCGCUACCACCACCACCGCCGGCGACAUCACUCCAGCAGGCGCGAAUCACAGGCGUCGCGAAGGCCAUCUGUUUCACCUCGAGGGGGCCAACCGGGAGGUUACGGCACCGGUAUGGCCGCGGGCCCAUGGAUUAUUGCGGCGCUGCCGACCGCAUCACCCUUUGGAGGGGGAGGAGGUGUGUUUCCGACGUUCCUGAACAAUCCUGGCUUCAGUGUUAUUUCAGCCGCGCAGCAAACUGCAGCUCUGGGGCCGUCUGGCCUCGGAGCAGCCCUGAGUGGAUUUUCCGGGGGGACGGGUCAGGUCGCAGCAGGGUUAGACGCAAGCAGUCGUGUACUAGAAGGUACAGCACGCAGUCCUUCCAACUUAGGUGCAGCUACGCCCGUCCAGGCUGUUCCACCAAUGCCCCCCAUCGACGUGGAGGCUAUUCUGCGCUCGGAGCUGCGUCUGGCGUUGAGCGGCCUCGCACGUGGCGUCCGGUCGGUCGAUCGUACCGGGCCCGCCGGUGAGCAAGCACUGAGUAACGGAACCGUCGAUCCGGAGACGCUGAGUGCUCGCGCCGCAGCUCUGGGUGUCGACCCCUCGCAUUCGCUGACCCCCGGUGGACUGCUGCCCGACUUGCGCUCGUUGACCCCCGAACGAUUUCAGGGACUGACGGGGCCGCCGGAUGAAAUGGUGCUGAGCAACAUUCUCGAUACCAUGAACAAGGCGAGCACGACCUCCCCUCGGGCCGCAAGCGGGAGCCGAAGCCCGGUCGGUUCGGGAGGUAGAGAGCGACCGUUGAGCGUGAAAAUGUUCUACGAAGGAGACAGCAAGCUGGACGCGGUCAACCGACGCGUGGACCGCGCGCUUCGCAGUUGCGCAAGUGCGCUGAGCGACGUGUACGCGUCGAGGAUCGGCGGGGAUCCGUGGAAGUGGAGCUACUACAACAGCCGACGGGGAGGCGGCGGGGCGGCCUGGCGCCGCGACCCGUCCUUGAGUCCCACGGGGAUGCUCGCAACGCCCCGAGAAGCUGCUGGCUUUCUAUCGGCACAACAGCGGACACACGCUGCAGCUACAGGAAGUGGCGUAAGUGCCCCACUUUACCGUGGUUCGAGCAGGUCGCCACGGGCGGGAAAUAAUGCAGGACGCUUCACGCCGCCGCUGGCCCCAUUCGGAGAGGUGAUAAGAACGGGCGGCCGCACACCGCCCGCAGUGGCGGGUCGCGUGCCGCUGUUGCCCGGAAGGACAACGGAGCGCGGAGAAGACGCGUUCGGCAAUGCUGCUAACCACACACUCGUGUUUCCGUACCAGUCACACAAAUACAAGAUAUCGACACCGCCGCCAGGCAUGGCCGCUGACAUGGUUUCUAACCGACAUCUAGAGCUUGCACUCGCGAAUCAAGCGCAAGCCCGGGCAGCAGGAGGCACGAGCAAAGACACCGUGGGACCGACUAUGUAUUCGCCGCGUCCGUUCGCAAAUGGCACGGACGAGCUUUGGGCCUGGGGCCCCCGAAGGCUGGGAGGGGACGACUCGUCGAAGAAUCAAAAUGGUGGAACUACGGGAGUUGGUGUUGACAUAAUGACGGCCACCAGCCGUGUUCGUGAUGUCGACCCGACCUCAGCGCCCGGCACCAUUCGGUAUCUGCGGCAGCUGCAUGAGGGAAGUAUGCCACGCGCCACACAGCUCUCGCCCGCCCCGCACCGGCCCCAGACUGGUGGUCCUCCGCCGCCCGCAGGAGGCAGCUCUGCCGCACGACUGUACUUCCCAGACUAUUCCGCAGUGCUUCCAGAAAAUCCUGAACUCAAGCGGAGGCUCCAACAGAACGCCGCGACGCAGCGGGCACUGGACUUGGACAGGCACAGCAUCCUCGAUUUGCACCGUCUUCCGACCGAUCCCGGACUUCUUUCAGGGCUGCAGCAUAAGCACAAGCAUCGCAACGAUGUACGGCUGGCGCGACAAUUCGCAGAAUUAGAGGCACCAAAUAGCGGCCUUUCACAGGCACAAAAUUGGGAACCGCAGCACGUUCCGCUGGCGACGAUAAUGCCGGAGGACGGAUUUGGCAUGGACAGCGCGCGAAGGAGUGAGGAUGUAACGCGCAUGCGGAACUCAAAUUACACUUACGAUAGACAGAAUCGGAACACAGUCGAUGAAGGCGAUUUUGACUUUGUCUGACCAGCCGCUACUGCUUGUUUGGAACACGAACAAGAACCUGGACCUACUAAAAAUCAGAAUCAGCAAUUGCAAUUUAUUCGUCACACGACGGAGGUUCUCGAUCUCCUUCUGGAGUACAAAGAAAUCACUCUCG
Amoebophrya sp. A120 is the source of this 5706-nucleotide messenger RNA. Lineage: Eukaryota; Dinophyceae; Syndiniales; Amoebophryaceae. The record is from the annotation of a GenBank genome assembly.